AAUUUAUUAUUAUUGCAAUAAAAAUAGCAAUUAAAUUGUUUUAUAUGAAUUGAAAAAAUUUCAAUUAUCCCGCGUAAAAUUUAAUCGAAGAUUCAUUGAAAGUAAAUAGUAAGUAAUAACGCAUCUGAAAACAAGCUGUGCAGGAUGUUCUAUAUUAAAGAUGAUGGAAAGUGGGUUUUACCGUGGAUUUUACUAGAAAUUGCUGCUGUUUCAUACUACGGGUUCUCAACUAAGCAUCAGCGCGGUGGAAGUGAAAAAAGUACGUCAAAAAGUUGUUGCAACGCGACGUACUAUAUAUCAGUUAAAAAAAAAAAAGAGGUUAAAGCAACGUACAAUGUGAAAAAAGAUUUGUCCGGCAAGAACAAGGCCCGGAAAUACGAGAAGAUUAGACGAAAAUCACGAACACGUGGCAAGACGUGAAGCGGGCUUUUAGCCUGCUCUGUGUUAAAACAUUUCCUGACAGCAACACAAUGUUGGAGGCACCUCCUGGCAGUCGGGAAGAUCUCGUUGAGGCAGCAAGGACACCAUGCACACCUACAGAUCUGGACUCUAUGCUGUAUGGCUACACCAACGGCAUAUACGUACUAGAUCAUACGCCUGAAUCCAUGCCGGAUAUGGAUAUGCUGCAACUAUUUGCGUCACCAGCAGGCCGAGCUUUAGUGGCUGAAGAUAAUCACAGUCGACGGCGAGGCGGGACAUCAACUUCCUCAUUAUCCAGAGAAUCCUCGCGAUUAAAAAAUUCACGUAGACUUAGUACGACAAUAACCAGUCUCAGUACUCAACCAUCUGGUACACCAAGUCCACCUCCUAGACAACGAAAAUCCAGUGCAGAGCUUUACAAAGAAGCCGUUGAAAUUCUAGGCCUCACGUGUUCGCUCACCGACAGCUGCCGAUGCCUCGAUUGUCAAAGCAAUUACUUUGACUGUGACGACGAUUGCGGCGAUGCAAGAACCGAAUUGGCAGCAGGUACACCGAUACUUCUGGAUCACGCUUUGUCCCAUCCACUUACGUGCUCCAUACAGUAGUAAAGACCAGUAACACGCGAGACGUAGCCUGGAGUCUCGAUCGAUCUGUCAAAGGUCUAGUCUCCUUGCGAAUGUGUACGUGCUACCUAGCGCCUCAAAGAAAUCACCCAAAAAAAACUCUCACUUUCUCUUGUUCUGUUAUAUAUAUAUAUAUACUUUUUUUUCUUUUCUUCAUUCUAUUAUCUACCACACAUUUUUUAUUUCGUCUUCUCACCUUCAACUCAUUCUCCUUUAUUUUCUUUAUCCUCAAUAACGGUUCUCACAUAUACGUGCGUCAACCAAAGAUCCUUACAAUAAAAUAAACCAAGCAAUCGUGAGCUCAGUAACAAAGAAAAAAAAAAUAAAAUAAAUGAAAGUAAUAAGAGGAUGAAUUAUGAGACGAAAAAUAAAAAAAAAGUUAAGAAAUUUAAAAGCAAACGUAAAUAUAUAUUUAAAAAACAUCAUAAAUUUUCUAAUAUAAACAAUAAAUAUA
Microplitis demolitor is the source of this 1497-nucleotide messenger RNA. RefSeq lists its product as uncharacterized. The transcript has 8 exons. NCBI's taxonomy places the organism in Eukaryota, Metazoa, Arthropoda, Insecta, Hymenoptera, Braconidae. The record is from RefSeq and is a predicted model, not a curated record. The coding region runs from base 471 to 1025 and encodes 184 amino acids.